AUGUCUGCGGUGUUUGUGGCACGGGUGCAGGGCAUUGUUGAUCGGAUGGGUGUCCGGCGCGGAGCGUGUGCCAAGUGCACGUGUCCGGUGUACAAGAUCCCACCACGCGGGCACAAGUGCGCAGCGUGUGGUCAUCGCCCGCCGAACCAUGCCAACCUGGACUUGUACGAGCCCAAGGUGAGUGGCGAGAACGGCGCAGACGGCGCCGGACGGGAGAAUGCGACCGCGCUCGCGGGCGGGAGUGGGCCGAACAAGUUUGCGGCGACAAACAACGAGUCGGUGAUGCGGGUGAAGCAGAUCAUCAAGAACAUGACCGGCGACAUGCCGCAUCUUGCCGGGCGGCGGCUGGUCCGCGAGGGCGUGCUCAAAAAGGUAGGCAAGCGCAAGAACGCGCGGCGGUUCUUCCUCUUUGAGGACAUCCUCAUCUACUCGACGGUCAACCUGCCGUACAAGUACAAGGGCUGCUGCAUGCUUGAGUCUGCGUACGUCAAUUCAAUCGUCAAGGGUAAGAAGCAAAAGGUGACCAACAUGUUCCAGCUCAUCGGCGCCGAGAAGACAUUCACCUUUCUGGCAGACACGUUUGAGGAGAAGGAGCUCUGGAUGAGGGACAUGCGCACCUGCAUCACGGCGAUGCUCAAGCGCAAUCCGCAUGCCGCCGAGAAGCGGGUCGAGGGCAUUGCUCCGUCGCGGUGGGGCUUCCGGCGGCUGCGGUCCGGCUCGCAGGCACAGUCACGGCGCGGCGCAGGAGGUGGGAGCGGGAGCACCGGGAGCGGAUCGGGUGCCGGUGACGAUGCAGGGCACGCCGGCUCCAUCUCAGCACCGAUUCCCGGCUCGGUCAAGAAGCGCGACCCGUACUCGAUUCCCAUCCGCAAGGCGUCGGCACGCAACGGGUAUGCAGAUGCGGCCAGUGCUUCAAGUGAGAGCGAGCGGCCAAAGCGGGCGGCAUCUCCGCCGCCGGCGGCGAUCCCGUCGCGGGCCUCGGCCCGGGCCUCGCGGCUGAGCAUGGCAGGCACCGAUUCGGGCGCGUCUGGGAGCGUGAGCAAGCCGCGGGCACAGACGGUGACCAGGCAGUCGGGCGGCGAGCGCGCAUCUGUGGUGCGGCCGGAGCGAGCGGCGACAACAUCCGGCAAACCGGGCAUCCUCCCGAUACCGCGGAAGGCUGCCGUGCCAGUGCCGGUGGAAGCGGCGGCGGCAAAGCCGAACAAGCCUGUGCGGCGAGCAACGGUCCGAGUUCACACCUCGCGGCUGUUCAAGGAUGCGGAGCUCUCGCCCGAAGUCCAAGAGCUGCGGCGCAAAACGCUCGAGGCGCAGCAAAAGCUGCUGAAAAAGGAGCAAGAGCGGUUGGCGGCCAAAGUGGCGUCCCGUGACGGGUCUACGCCGCCGCCAACAGUUGCAGCGCCUGUGGCGGCCAAUGCGGUGUCGGCCGGCUCGGAGCCCGGCUCGAUGCAGUUUGCCACGCUCGACGCGCUCAUGGACGAGCUCGACUUUAUGCUCCCAGCGUCGGCGCCCAAGCCGUCGCCGCUCGCGGGGCCAGCGGUAACCGGCGACAGUGGCUCGUCGGGCGAGCUCAGCUCGGACAGCGGCGACGACGAAAUCUCGCUCAGCGAGUCGGGCGACGGUGAGCAACGAGCCGGCAGCGUCGACCUCUCUGCUUUUGGCACCCUCGAGCUGGAUGCUUUUGGCUUUAGCGGUGGUGCUGUUCUUCAGCCUGAGCCUGUAGUGGCCGGGCCCGAGCCUCCGGCCAAGAUCGAGGUUGAGGUUGAUCAGGAGACCGAUGUCGAGGUUAGAGUCGAGGCCGAGGUUGAGCAUGAGCCCGCGCCCGGGUCGGAGGAUGAGGUUGGGGCUGCACUCGAGCCGCUAUCCACACCAGAUCCCGAGCCUAUGCCCGCGGUUGAGCUCGAGGCUGAGCCUGAGGUUGAGCCCGAGGUCGAGCCUGAGGUUGAGGUCGAGGUCGAGCCUGAGGCUGAACCCGAGGCCGAGCCCGAGGCUAAGCCCGAGACAGAGGUUGAGCAUGAUCCCACGCCCGAGUCGAAGGUUGCGGUUGAGGCUGCACUCGAGCCGCUUCCCACACAAGAUCCCGAGCCUAUGCCCGCGGUUGAGGUCGAGGCUGAGCCUGAGGUUGGGGUCGAGGUCGAGCCUGAGGUUGAGCCCGAGGUUGAGCUCGAGGUUGAGCCCGAGGCCGAGCCUGAGGUUGAGGUCGAGGUCGAGCCUGAGGCUGAACCCGAGGCCGAGCCCGAGGCUGAGCCCGAGACAGAGGUUGAGCAUGAUCCCACACCCGAGUCGAAGGUUGAGGUUGAGGCUGCACUCGAGCCGCUUCCCACACAAGAUCCCGGGCCUACGCCCGCGGUUGAGGUCGAGGUUGAGCCCAAGGCCGAGCCUGAGGUUGAGCCCGAGGUUGAGCUCGAGGUUGAGCCCGAGGCCGAGCCUGAAGUUGAGGUCGAGGUCGAGCCUGAGGCUGAACAUGAGGCCGAGCCCGAGGCUGGACCCGAGACAGAGGUUGAGCAUGAUCCCACGCCCGAGUCGAAGGUUGCGGUUGAGGCUGCACUCGAGCCGCUUCCCACACCAGAUCCCGAGCCUACGCCCGAGGUCGAGCCUGAGGUUGAGCCGGAAGUCGAUCAGGAGACCGCGGUCGAGGGUGGGGUCGCAGUUGAGGCUGAUGAUGGGCUCACAUCUCCGCGUGACGCCGAGGCUGAGCCGGAAGUUGAGUCGAAGGUCGAGCAGGAGCGCAUACCUGAGCCCGAGGUUGGGCCCGAGGUUGAGCCUCCGCCUGACCUCGACAUUGCACCAGCGUCCGUCGCAGCAGCCGUGGCUGUCGCAGCCGUCGCGACAGUUGCUGCCGCUGCAACGAGCACCCCCGCCACCAAGCCCACUCCUGCGCCCGACGCCGAGCCCACGCCCGGCGCUGAGCCUGUAGCUGACCCUCCGCCGACCUUGGCUCGCGCAAAGAAGGCCUCGGUCGAAGCUCUACCGGUUGUGCUCAAGGCAAAGGUGGUGGUCGCUCCUGUCGAGCGUGCCAUGGUCCGCCGCCCGGACGCCGCUGUGGUGUCUAUGUCGCAGCUGACUGCGUCACGGGCAGCUCCGCGGCUUUCCACAGUCGACAUCGACGGCCUUGGUGACAUCCUUGCCUCGCUCGAAAAUGACUUUGUUGUCGACGACCUCGACCACGAGCCCGCCGCUGCCGCAGAGCCCGAUCUCGCACAGCAUGACGACGCUUUUUCGGUCUCUACCGUCACCACCUUUGAGAAGAUGGAUGACUUUCUCUCAUUCCUCAUGGACGAGGCCGGCUCCGAGUAUUCGUCCGACGACGACGACGACGACGAUGAUGCCGGCGACGACGCCGCAUUUGAUGCUCUUGACGCCCUCGCUGUUGAUGAUGGUGACAACGAGGACAACGACGAGUCGCCGAUCCUUGCCGCUGCCCAACCUCCCGAGCCCGAACCCGAGCCCGAGCCCGUGCUCCAGUCCGAGCCGUUGCCCGAGCCCGAGCUGGAGUCUGCAGCUGACGCCCCGCGAAAGUCGUCUCUCAAGGCUGGCGCAGCAGACGCUGAUGCCACCGACGCCGUCACCGACGAUGAUGUCGGCGUUCAGUCGAAACGGCACACCUGGUCCGACCUCUCAAUGGAAGACCGGGUCAAGGUCGUGCUCGAGCCGCUCCGUCGUAACGGCGCUGGCCGCUUUGCGCUCCCUGAAGUCCGGGUUGUGCUCAUUUCGAUGGGCUACUCGACGUGGGACGCGACAGCAGAAGCUACCUCACUCUGCGAGGACAACGGCAUGGACGUCGCCGAGCUGACCGAGCUAAUUGUCGAUCUCGUCGACUACUACGGCAUUACCAUGCUCUCCAAGCUCGACGCCAACAUCAUCUCCCAUGUCAACACCGCCCACCUCGGCGACGGCAAGACCAAGGCCAACAAGCUGACUUUUGCCGAAACGGUCGACAAGCUCGUCUACGAGAUCGGGCCCGUCCACGACGGUGAGCUUGCCAUCAAGGUCGGCGGUGCGCCUGUCCGCACCCAGGCCGACCUCCGCGAGUGCCAUGACCUGCCCAUUCACAUCGACACCAUUGUCGACCACCUCGAGGUCCAGUCGGUCGACGGCGAGAUCCGCCUCGACUCGAUGCGCUACAUCCUCCGCACUGUAUUUGCCGUUCCCGACAACGAGGUCGACGCCCACCUCGACGACUUGAUCGACGAGGAGGAGGACCCGGACCACGUCUCGUACGAGGGCUUUGCCCAUCUCCUGCAGUCGGUCUUUUACUACCAAGGCCCGCAGGCAUUCCUCGACAUCGAGUCGGUACUCAUGGCCUUCUCACUUGAAGCCCACGGCCUCGAGUAG
Molecule: messenger RNA, 4332 nt
Organism: Thecamonas trahens ATCC 50062
Lineage: Eukaryota; Apusomonadida; Apusomonadidae
Exons: 1
Coding region: 1-4332 (1443 amino acids)
Source: RefSeq, a predicted model, not a curated record